This is a messenger RNA of Syngnathus acus (greater pipefish), 3357 nucleotides long. RefSeq names its product glutamate receptor ionotropic, kainate 1. NCBI's taxonomy places the organism in Eukaryota, Metazoa, Chordata, Actinopteri, Syngnathiformes, Syngnathidae. The record is from RefSeq and is a predicted model, not a curated record. Gene Ontology annotation, biological process: modulation of chemical synaptic transmission; monoatomic ion transport; synaptic transmission, glutamatergic. Gene Ontology annotation, molecular function: transmitter-gated monoatomic ion channel activity involved in regulation of postsynaptic membrane potential; kainate selective glutamate receptor activity. The transcript is spliced from 16 exons. The coding region runs from base 1 to 2610 and encodes 869 amino acids. Gene Ontology annotation, cellular component: postsynaptic membrane; presynaptic membrane; plasma membrane.
AUGGCGAAGAGGAGAGGGCUGCUCUUGUCGCUGCUCUACUUGCUAGCACACUUGUGGCUCAGUUGGCAGCAGGUCCUCAGGAUUGGCGGCAUCUUUGAGACGCUGGAGACCGAGCCCAUCAGCGUGGAGGAGCUGGCCUUUAAGUUUGCCGUCACCAACAUCAACAGGAACCGGACCCUCAUGCCAAACACCACGUUGACCUACGACGUCCAGAGAAUAAAUCUCUUCGACAGCUUCGAGGCCUCCAGAAGAGCCUGCGACCAGUUGGCGUUGGGCGUGGGGGCCGUGUUCGGACCGUCGCACAGCUCGUCGGUGAGCGCCGUCCAGUCCAUCUGCAACGCCCUGGAAGUCCCUCACGUCCAGACGCGCUGGAAGCAUCCGUCCGUGGACAACCGAGACAGUUUCUACAUUAACCUCUAUCCCGAGUACACCUCCAUAAGUCGAGCCGUGCUGGACAUUGUGCAGUACUACAAGUGGAAGACGGUCACCGUGGUCUACGAGGACGCCACGGGCCUGAUUCGCUUGCAAGAGCUGAUCAAGGCUCCGUCCAGAUACAGCAUCAAAAUCAAGAUCCGACAGCUGCCGCUGGGAAGCAAAGACGCCCGGCCGCUGCUCAAGGAGAUGAAGAAGGGCAAGGAGUUUUACGUCAUCUUCGACUGCUCCUACCAAACCUCGGCUGACGUCCUCAAGCAGAUCCUGUCCAUGGGGAUGAUGACGGAAUAUUACCACUUUUUCUUCACCACGCUGGACCUGUUUGCGCUGGACCUGGAGCCGUACCGCUACAGCGGCGUCAACAUGACGGGCUUCCGGCUGCUCAACAUCGACAACCCCAAGGUGGCCUCGGUGGUGGAGAGGUGGGCCACGGAGCGGCUGCAGGCCCCCUCCAAAGCCGAGACGGGAAUGAUGGAAGGCAUGAUGACGACGGAAGCGUCUCUGAUGUACGACGCCGUCUACAUGGUGGCGGCGGCCUCGCAGCGCGCCGCCCAGAUCACCGUCAGCUCGCUUCAGUGCCACCGCCACAAGCCCUGGCGCUUCGGGGCGCGCUUCAUGAACAUGCUCAAAGACGUGCAGUGGAACGGCCUGACGGGCCAAAUCGUCAUUAACAAGACAGACGGCCUGCGCAAAGAUUUUGAUUUGGACGUGAUCAGCCUGAAGGAGGACGGCUUGGAGAAGAUAAUCGCAGGCAACAAUCGCCUGAAUAAAGUAUGGAAAAAGAUCGGCGUGUGGAACUCCCAGACCGGCCUUAAUUUAACAGAAAACAACAAGGACUCGGGCACAAACGUCACCGACUCCAUGGCCAACAGGACCCUCAUCGUCACCACCAUUCUGGAAAAUCCCUACGUGAUGCACAAGAAGUCGGACAAGCCGCUGUACGGAAACGACCGCUUUGAGGGAUACUGCCUGGACCUCCUCAAGGAGCUCUCCAACAUCCUGGGCUUCUCCUACGAGGUCAAGCUGGUGACCGACGGCAAGUACGGCGCUCAGAACGACAAAGGGGAGUGGAACGGCAUGGUGCGCGAGCUCAUUGACCACGUCGCCGACUUGGCCGUGGCCCCCCUCACCAUCACCUACGUGAGGGAGAAGGUGAUUGACUUCUCCAAGCCCUUCAUGACGCUGGGCAUCAGCAUUCUCUACCACAAGCCCAACGGCACCAACCCGGGCGUUUUCUCCUUCCUCAACCCGCUGUCGCCUGAUAUCUGGAUGUACGUGCUGCUGGCCUGCCUCGGCGUCAGCUGCGUGCUCUUUGUUAUUGCCAGGUUCACGCCGUACGAGUGGUACAAUCCUCACCCUUGCAACCCCGACUCGGACGUGGUGGAAAACAAUUUCACCCUCAUCAACAGCGUGUGGUUCGGCGUCGGGGCACUCAUGCAGCAAGGUUCCGAGCUGAUGCCCAAGGCCCUGUCCACCAGGAUCGUGGGUGGGAUCUGGUGGUUCUUCACGCUGAUCAUUAUAUCCUCCUACACUGCCAACUUGGCUGCCUUUCUGACGGUGGAGAGAAUGGAUUCGCCCAUCGACUCCGCCGACGACUUGGCCAAGCAAACCAAAAUAGAGUACGGCGCCGUCAGAGACGGCUCCACCAUGACCUUUUUCAAGAAAUCCAAGAUCUCCACCUACGAGAAGAUGUGGGCCUUCAUGAGCAGCCGGAAAAACACUGCCUUGGUGAAGAACAACCGCGAGGGCAUCCAGAGGGUCCUCACCACUGACUACGCUCUCCUGAUGGAGUCCACCAGCAUUGAGUACAUCAGCCAGCGCAACUGCAACCUCACGCAGAUCGGGGGUCUGAUCGAUUCCAAGGGUUACGGCGUGGGAACACCGAUAGGCUCCCCUUACAGAGACAAAGUGACCAUCGCCAUCCUGCAGCUUCAGGAGGAAGGCAAGCUGCACAUGAUGAAGGAGAAGUGGUGGCGGGGUAACGGCUGCCCCGAGGAGGACAGCAAAGAGGCCAGCGCUCUGGGCGUGGAGAACAUCGGCGGAAUCUUCAUCGUGCUGGCGGCCGGCCUGGUCCUCUCCGUGUUCGUGGCUAUCGGAGAGUUUAUUUACAAAUCCAGGAAAAACUUGGACAUCGAGGAGGUGAGCGUCGGCCAGUGCGAGUGGCACAAUAAGUAUUGACGCGCUCCAACCUUUGACGGAAAAGAUCCAAAUGUGUCCAACUGCAUUGUUACAAUCAAAACGUUUCAAGUUUAGCGAUUUCUGUAGUUUUGAUGGAAAGCUCAUGAAUAUUUGAAUUGGACGAAUACGUGGAAGGAAAAAAAAAAAGAAGUCCUUUGAGGGAAUAAUAGACAUCAUGAUGCUUUACCAUCACGGCCUUUGUGUUUUGAUGCAAAGCAAACAACAAGACAAAUGUGAGGUCAAAUGGCAUUUUGUUGCAUUUGCAUAUUUCAAACAAAAUGGUGUGCAAUACCUUCUACCGUGUUUUUUGCACCUAUACGUAUUUCACAACAUUGUUUCAGUGAAUCUUCUUUGGUUGUAUCUCUCAAGUUUCUGUUUUUUUCUCUCUUGAGCGAAAACAAAAGUGACAUCCUUUCGAACCCUUUGAUCGCUGCUUGUUUGGUAUUGCUGUGUUGAGUUUCUUAUUUUGUCCCCUUUUGCUGCCAUUUCAAAUCACGCUCAAAACAUUUUGGGUACAUGAUUUCACAUAUUACAUCACUCACUGCAAGCUAUGUCUUACUUUUGGCAUGCCUGAGGCUUCCUUAAGGCCAUGACGACCAUCAAACCACUCCGCUGUAUCCAAGCCAAUUAUUUUCUAUUAACUGCUGAUUAAAUGUCAGAUUUGAGCUCACUGGUACUUUGACUCGCCAAAAGUGUUUGAGACAAUUAGCAAGAUAAUAAAGACAAGGAAAACAUUAGCGCACAGUA